Messenger RNA from Chanos chanos (milkfish), 1296 nucleotides. It is a transcript of the gene prim1, whose product is annotated as DNA primase subunit 1. The transcript has 13 exons. Lineage: Eukaryota; Metazoa; Chordata; Actinopteri; Gonorynchiformes; Chanidae. Gene Ontology annotation, biological process: DNA replication, synthesis of primer. Bases 1 to 1284 code for a protein of 427 amino acids. The record is from RefSeq and is a predicted model, not a curated record.
AUGCCGAAUUCUGAUUAUGAUCCGGCUUGUUUGCCUGACUUGUUACCUCUGUAUUACCGCCGGUUGUUCCCAUUUUCACAGUACUACAGAUGGCUUAGCUAUGGUGGAGUGACAAAGAACUACUUUCAGAACCGCGAGUUCUCUUUCACCCUGAAGGAUGACAUCUACGUCAGGUACCAGUCCUUUAGCACGCAGAGCGAACUGGAGAAAGAAAUGCAGAAAAUGAACCCGUAUAAGAUCGACAUUGGAGCUGUCUAUAGUCACAGGCCAAGUCAACACAACACAGUCAAGACUGGUGCAUUCCAGGCUCUGGAGAAAGAGCUGGUUUUUGAUAUUGACAUGACAGACUAUGACGACGUGAGGAACUGCUGCAGUGCUGCAGAUAUAUGCACUAAGUGCUGGACCUUGAUGACCAUUGCUAUCCGCAUCUUGGACAGAGCACUGAGAGAGGACUUUGGCUUCAGGCAUCUUCUGUGGGUGUAUUCUGGCAGAAGAGGGGUGCAUUGCUGGGUGUGCGAUGAAUCAGCCAGGAAGUUGUCUGUGGCAGCCCGCUCGGCAGUGGCUGAAUACCUUAGCUUAGUGAAGGGAGGUGAGGAGACAGUGAGGAAAGUCGCGCUGUCAGACCCAAUCCAUCCUUUCAUCAGUCAGUCACUCACUAUAGUGGAGCACUACUUCAUCGAUUACGCCAUCAAAGAGCAGGACAUUCUGGGCACCAAGGAAUCAACAGACAAAGUGUUUGCUCUCCUGCCUGAAGAUAUCAGAGCAGAGCUUAACAGUGUGUUCCAGAAGGAGAAGAACCCUGUAAAACGCUGGGACAAGGUGAAAGCUCUGAUCCAACUCAAAAGGGCCAGUCUGAAGAAAGGUAGCCAGUACAUUGAGAAAGAGAUUAUGCUGCAGUACUGUUACCCACGACUAGAUGUGAACGUCAGCAAAGGAGUCAACCAUUUACUCAAGAGCCCCUUCAGCGUCCAUCCCAAAACAGGCCGAAUCUCGGUGCCCAUUGACUUGAGAGAACUGGACAGGUUUGACCCCUUUGAGGUGCCAACUAUAAGUUUGAUUUGUGAGGAGCUGGACAGACCAAAGACUACAGAGGAAGAGGAAGAAGAUGAGAGGAUGAAGGACAAAGAAAAUGAAAAAGAGGCUGGAGAACGACGCAGAAUCAGAGACUACAAGCGGACGAGUCUGGCCAAGUAUGUAAAGGUGUUCGAUCAGUUCUUGGAUGCUCUAGCGCGUUCGCGAAAAGGAGAAAUGUUGAAGAAGAGUGAUCUUCAGAAAGACUUCUAAGACAGUCUUAAC